Messenger RNA from Radiomyces spectabilis, 1605 nucleotides. Its product is annotated as isocitrate lyase. Gene Ontology annotation, biological process: carboxylic acid metabolic process. The coding region runs from base 1 to 1605 and encodes 534 amino acids. The transcript is spliced from 3 exons. Gene Ontology annotation, molecular function: isocitrate lyase activity. The record is from RefSeq and is a predicted model, not a curated record. Lineage: Eukaryota; Fungi; Mucoromycota; Mucoromycetes; Mucorales; Radiomycetaceae.
AUGACAGUGGAUAUUGAAGAAAUUGCUUUCCGUGAAGAAGUUGAACGCGUCAAAGAGUGGUGGUCAUCUCCCCGCUUCCAACACGUCAAGCGGCCUUAUACUGCGGAAGCCAUUGUUUCCAAACGCGGUAAUUUCCCCACGGAAUAUCGGUCAAAUGUGCAAGCGAAAAAAUUGUGGCAAUUGUUGCAAAGCCAUAAGCGGAACGGCACUACCACCCACACGUUUGGGGCUCUGGAUCCCGUUCAGGUCACGCAAAUGGCGCCUCACUUGGAGACGGUCUAUGUAUCCGGGUGGCAGUGUUCAUCUACGGCAUCGACAAGCAAUGAACCUGGACCGGAUUUGGCUGAUUAUCCCAUGGAUACGGUCCCCAACAAAGUGGAACAUCUUUUCUUUGCUCAAUUAUUCCAUGAUCGUAAGCAGCGCGAAGCAAGAUUGGCCAUGACCCCGGAGGAACGCGCCAAAACGCCCGUCAUUGAUUACUUGCGACCCAUGAUCGCCGACGGUGAUACGGGUCACGGAGGCGUUACGGCCGUCAUGAAACUUGCAAAAAUGUUUGUAGAACGCGGUGCUGCAGGUGUUCAUGUGGAGGAUCAAUCUCCAAGCACAAAAAAGUGUGGCCAUAUGGCUGGCAAAGUGCUUGUGCCGGUGGCAGAACACAUUAACCGACUUGUAGCUAUUCGAGCUCAAUUUGAUAUUAUGGGAGUAGAGAAUGUGGUUGUAGCACGUACGGAUGCCGAAGCUGCCACACUGAUCACCAGCAACAUUGAUAGCCGCGAUCAUGCAUUCCUUGUGGGCGCCACCAAUCCGCGUCUUCCACCUUUGGCCACCGUGAUGAUGCAGGCCGAGCAAUCUGGCAAGUCAGGAGCCGCACUGCAAGCCAUUGAGGAUGCUUGGUUAGCUGAAGCAGGAUUAUGUCGUUACGGUACCGCGAUAGCUGCCGAACUUGGAGCACGAGGCAAACAACGAGAAGCAGCUGAAUUCUUGACGAAAAUCCAGUUCAAAUCAAAUGCCGAAGCUCGCCAGGUGGCGCAAUCAUACGGUGUGGAUAUAUUUUGGGAUUGGGAUCUGUGCCGUGCUCGGGAAGGCUUGUAUCGAUAUGAAGGCGGUACCGAAGCGGCCAUCUCUCGUUCCAUUGCUUUUAGCCCCUACGCAGACAUGUUAUGGAUGGAGACCAAAAAACCAAUCUUGUCACAAGCAGAACAGUUUGCUUCAGGUGUUUUAAAAGCAUCCCCUCAUUCUCUUUUAUGCUACAAUCUGUCGCCUUCCUUUAAUUGGGAUGCGGCAGGUCUGACGGAUACGGAUAUGGGAUCCUUUAUUGAAAAACUGGGCCAGCUUGGAUUUGUUUGGCAAUUCAUCACUUUAGGCGGUCUGCACGCGAAUGCACUCGCUACCGCUACGUUUGCCAAGAGUUUCAAGUCGCAAGGAAUGCUUGGCUACGUUGCCAACGUGCAACGCAAAGAGCGCGAACAUCAAGUCGACGUUCUUCAACAUCAAAAAUGGUCCGGUGCCAACUACGUAGACGAACUCAUGAAACUCGUCACGGGUGGUGUUGCCACCACCGCCGCCAUGGCCAAAGGAGUUACCGAAGAUCAGUUCACACAAUAA